Molecule: messenger RNA, 1497 nt
Organism: Amphibalanus amphitrite
Lineage: Eukaryota; Metazoa; Arthropoda; Thecostraca; Balanomorpha; Balanidae
Exons: 3
Coding region: 72-632 (186 amino acids)
Biological process (GO): sleep; regulation of synaptic transmission, cholinergic; positive regulation of voltage-gated potassium channel activity
Source: RefSeq, a predicted model, not a curated record
GCUCGAGCCGCCGAGCAGUGCGGGCGCCGCCGCCGCGGCUGCCACCCCCGCUUCCACCACGUGCCGUGCCGAUGUCGCCCCGCCGGGAGGGCGGCGUUGGAGUCGCCGUACUGCUAGCACUGCCACUGCUGCUGCUGCUGCUGUUGCUGCCCAUUGCCAGAGGAGCCGGCAUUCAAUGCUACCGGUGCACAUACAAGAGCAUCUCGGCGCGACGUAACCGCACCGACCCCAUCUUCCCGUGCGCCUCGUUCGACGGACACAGUAAAUACGUGGUCACCUGCCCAAAGUCGACCAUGUGCGAGAUGAAGACGUUCAUUCUCGACCUGCCGAACGGAGAGAUUAUAACGACGACCACGCGCGACUGCGCGCACCAGAGCGUCACCUACCGCCGGUUCACGCCCAGCAAGGGCUGGCACGAGGUGACCGACAUCUUCGAGGACGCGCACGCCGAGGGCUGCCAGCUGGUGGAGCACACGGACGGCAUCAAGGUCACCCGGACCGAGCACUGCUUCUGCAGCGACGACCGCUGUAACGGCCGGCUGAGGUACGAGCUGACCGGCGGCGCAGACGCGGUGCGGUGGAGCGCCGCGGCCGCCGCCGUCUCGGCGCUGCUGCUGCUCGCCGCACGGUGACCGACCGCAGCGACAUCUGUCGGGCUGACGCCAGCGCCGCCACGCGGCCGCCCGACGAAACAGAGAGUCGCGCGUUGUAGCGCGUACCGUGCGGCCCCGAGUGACGACACUGGACGAGUACUGGUCGCGGGAUGCUUCAGAGGCUGUCUGUGGUGUGUUGGUCGGAUCAGGCGCGCCAAAUUUCGCGCGUCGAUGUGAUAUAGCCCGGAUCUCAGCUGGUCUGUCAGCGGGCCGCUCGUGUUUAGUUGAGUUGUAUUGUUUUCGCGCGCUCAGCACCGGCCAUAAGACCGUGACCAUUUGUUGAUAAUGAUCUUAGCGUAGAGCAUGCAGAGUGUUUACACCCUCCCCGGGUGCCGAACGCAUCCCACCAGCAGUCUGUCCAUGUUGUGUUAUCAGUUCGUGCUGUUUUCCGUUUUGGCUCACGAACUCGGCACAAAAACACACCCGAACGGUGUUAGGUUUAAUCAAUUCAGGCAGGAGCUAAAUGGGCAUAAUCGAAACGACUUGUCAGCCGUGAAGGCACGCGCCACGAGCGCUCGCUCGCGUGACCUGUGGGGGCGACUGAACGGGAGCGAUCGGAACUGGGUAUGGUGGGGUGUUUGGGGGGGGGGGGUGCACUGGAGCGGUCCCGCCCUGCACGUGGGGACGACGCCAGCGGUCCCAACCGUGGGCCGGUGGUGCAACAGUGCUGGUUAUCAGCUGUGAAGCGUGUCCAUAACGACGAACAGAGAGAUAUGGGGUAUGACUGGUGUUAAAUGACAAUAUGUGAGAGCACGAGUGGUUAGUGGUUAACAUAAUAUACAUAUGCACCUGUGAUGACACUGAAUGAAAAUAAACACUGGUAUCAAUUCCAGAAAUCAUUAAA